GCUAAAAUCAAGGAAAAUUGACCCAAUGAAUUUUUUAUUAUAUAUUGUUGGACUGACCAGUCACUAUUUUACCCAUCUUAAAGACUUAAACUAAGUUUUGUUCUGUCUUCUCUUUCACUCUUCAGACAGACACAACAGUGAAACUAAAAAGAUUAGAUUUCUUCGGACAAAGAUUUUCUCGAGAUUGGAGAAAAAUGAAGUUCGGGAAAGAGUUCUCGUCGCAAAUGGUGCCGGAAUGGCAUGAAGCUUACAUGGAUUAUGAUUAUCUCAAAUCUCAACUUAAAGAAAUCAUCAAAUUCAAACGCAAAACCAAUCCUCACGGUCCUCAUCAUCAUCAUCAUCACUUACUUCACAGGAAAAUGACUCUUCACCGAGCAUUCAGCGGUUUAAUCUCCACAUCACCGAAAAAAAAGAAACACCACGGACACGGCGGCGGACACGGUGGUGGUCAUCAGAUCGGACAUUUCUCAGAUUCCGAUGAUGACAUCGAGGAGGGAAUUAAGCAUGUCACUGCGCCGAUUCUAAUAAACUCGGCGAGUCAUGGUUACGAGACGACGUUUUUGAUGGCGUCGGAGGAAGGAGGAGAGUACGAGACGGUGUUUUUCCGGCGACUAGACGAUGAGUUCAAUAAAGUUGAGAAGUUUUAUAAAGAGAAAGUUGAAGAAGUUAUGAAAGAAGCUGUGAUGCUUGAGAAGCAAAUGGAUGCUUUAAUUGCGUUUAGGGUUAAAGUUGAACAUCCUGAUGGUUGGCCUUGGGAGGAACGUACGGUGGAGAUGACUCAAUUAGCUUCUGAUGUUGCUAAUUCUGCGGCGGCCGUCGCUGCUUCUACUCCCGCCGGUGCUAGAUCUAUGAAAGUUGGAGCUCAAGCUCACAUGGAAGCGAUACAAGAAGGAGGAUCAAGCAAAGCUGGUAAAUCCUCUGACGAAGAAGAUGAUGAUGAUGCAGAGAAAGAAGAAGAUAACGGUGUUUCCGGCGAAGUGUCCGGUGACGUGAGGAAGAUGAAAGCUGGGAGACCACCUCCGAUUGAGGUUUUGGAUCGUGUCAAGUUUAACCAUACGAAGGAAACGCCACGAUCCACCAUUAAAAGUGUUCUCCAGGCCUCGAAUUUGACGGAGCUUAAAUUUAGCAGAGAGAAUCUGAGGAAAGUGGAGGCGAAACUCAGACGCGCCUUCGUUGAGUUUUACCAGAAGCUUCGGUUACUCAAAAGCUACAGCUUUUUGAAUGAAUUAGCGUUUUCGAAGAUAUUGAAGAAAUAUGAUAAGAUAACUUCAAGGCAUGCUUCAAAGUCUUACAUGAAAAUGAUUGAUAACUCUUACCUUGGAAGCUCUGAUGAGGUUACUAGACUCGUUGAGCGUGUUGAAGCUACGUUUAUUAAGCAUUUCUCCAAUGCUAACAGAUCAAAAGGAAUGAACAUCUUGAGACCCAAAGCUAAACGAGAGAGACAUCGAAUUACAUUCUCCACAGGUUUCUUGGGUGGAUGUUUGUUUUCUCUAGUAGUGGCUCUAUUCGCAAUCAUACGAACACGAAACAUUUUGCAGGAGGAAGGCCAGAAACAGUACAUGAACACUAUGUUCCCUCUUUACAGUUUGUUCGGGUUCGUCGUUCUGCACAUACUUAUGUAUGCUGGUAACAUAUACUACUGGAGGCGGUAUCGAGUGAAUUACUCUUUCAUAUUUGGGUUCAAGCACGGUACUGAACUUGGUUAUAGACAAGUUCUAUUUGUGGGAUUAAGCAUUGGAGUCUUUGCACUUCUUUGUAUUCUUGCCAAUCUUGACAUGGAGGUUGACCCCGAAACUAAAGAUUAUCAAGCAUUAACCGAACUUCUUCCUCUUUUCCUGCUCACUGGUAUGUUUGUAGUUCUAGUCUUACCAUUCAACAUCUUCUACCGGUCGAGUCGCUUCUUCUUCCUCACUUGCCUCUUUCACUGCCUUGCUGCUCCUCUAUACAAGGUAACAUUACCUGAUUUCUUGGUGGGCGAUCAGUUAACAAGUCAGGUGCAAGCUCUUCGAAGUAUCCAGUUUUAUAUAUGUCAUUACGGUUGGGGAGAUUACAAACAUCGAAUAAACACUUGCACAGAGUCAGAUGCCUACAAUGCUUUCUUAUUCAUUGUUGCUGUCAUCCCAUACGUCUCUCGUCUCCUUCAGUGCUUGAGGCGACUGUUUGAAGAGAAAAACCCAGAACAAGGAUACAAUGGCCUCAAGUACUUCUUGACUAUAGUGGCUGUCUGCUUGAGGACGACUUACAGUGUCGACGAGGAUAAUCAAUUUAUAUGGAGAAUAUUAGCUGGGAUCUUCUCAGCUAUUGCUGCCAUUUUCUGUACUUACUGGGACUUAGUCUAUGACUGGGGUCUUCUAAACAGAACAUCUAAGAACCCUUGGCUCCGUGAUAAACUCCUUGUCCCGCAGAAGAAAGUAUACUUCAUCGCGAUGAUCUUGAACAUCUUGCUCAGGUUCGCGUGGCUGCAGACCGUGCUUGAUUUCAAUUUCUCCUUCAUGCACAGACAGACGAUGGUUGCUGUUGUUGCCAGUCUAGAGAUUAUCCGCCGUGGGAUAUGGAAUUUCUUCAGGUUAGAGAAUGAGCAUUUGAACAAUGUUGGGAAGUAUCGAGCAUUUAAGACGGUUCCAUUACCGUUUAACUACGACGAGGAUGACGAUAAAGGCAACUAGUUUUCUCGGUUUCUAGUCUUAGAUUCUGUAAAGACUGAUUCAUCCACAACGAGUAGGAGGAAGAUGGACUAGACUAAAGCUGGUUCAUUGAGAUCAAGGAGAUGUUUCACUCAGGAUAACGGAUAUUCGCUAGAUUAGCCAUAGUAAUUAGGGUCACUGAUUUGCACUUAAAAUUUGUUUCAUUGAGAGAAACAUGAAAUUCAUGGGCAUCAACAAAGCAAUGACUUAAAAACCAAAUUCUCCCACAAUAACAAAAGUAAUAAUCAGAAACAUUCAAAGUAUCAGAAUAACUUAACCAAAUAAAUUCUAAUAAUCGCUCACUUUCCCUUGGUUUCUUCUUCUUCUUCCUUCUUCUUCGCCGCAGCGGCUGCCUCCUCCCCUUGUUCCAACUCCUUUAACGACUGAGUCCGCAUCUCUUUCUGCAUUGCUAGAAACGGUCCGUAGUAAUCGACGUUAGUAUACAUACAUGUAAUCAGCUUCAAUCUAGCAUCUCGACAGUUCGUGCCGUCAUCUUUCACUUCCCUACAAUGAUCAACUUCUAUGAAUGCAUCUUUGCAAUCACCUUUUUUCAAAUACCGACUAAGCCAACACUCUUCACAAUCUUCUUCCUCUUUCUCCUUGUUAGUCUCACUCAAAUCAUCAUCAGAACUUACUGUUUUGGAUUUGUUCGGAUCUUCCGAAGCAGCAGAUGAAUCUCCUCCUUCAUGAUCCAAAGGGUCGUUACCGCUUUUUGGUUUGCUCUCAGAAUUCUCAGCAUUCGCAUUCAUAGAAGACAUGGUUGUUUGAUUUUAAAAGACGAAGUUAGGUUUGAGAGUCAAGAACACAAGUGGGAAGCUUAAAACCCCUCCUCUUAAACCCUUUAGUUAUGUCGGCUUUUAAGUUUUAGGAAAUAGUUUCGUUAAAACCUAUUCUUGGAGAACAAGUGGUGGUAUUCUUG
Messenger RNA from Arabidopsis thaliana (thale cress), 3603 nucleotides. Its product is annotated as EXS (ERD1/XPR1/SYG1) family protein. The coding region runs from base 195 to 2666 and encodes 823 amino acids. The transcript is spliced from 11 exons. Gene Ontology annotation, cellular component: membrane; plasma membrane. The record is from RefSeq and is marked reviewed. Lineage: Eukaryota; Viridiplantae; Streptophyta; Magnoliopsida; Brassicales; Brassicaceae. Gene Ontology annotation, biological process: transmembrane transport.